Molecule: messenger RNA, 7171 nt
Organism: Corythoichthys intestinalis (scribbled pipefish)
Lineage: Eukaryota; Metazoa; Chordata; Actinopteri; Syngnathiformes; Syngnathidae
Gene: ksr2
Product: kinase suppressor of ras 2
Exons: 22
Coding region: 406-3351 (981 amino acids)
Biological process (GO): calcium-mediated signaling; protein phosphorylation; Ras protein signal transduction
Cellular component (GO): cytoplasm
Molecular function (GO): protein kinase activity; ATP binding
Source: RefSeq, a predicted model, not a curated record
UGAUUGACGGCGAACAUGUCGGGGGAGUUCCCACCAUCACCGCCACCUUCAUCAUCUUCCUCCUCCUCGUCGCCUUGAAACCAGGGGAGUUAUUUUUUUUUCUGGUGGGGAGGGGGGGAGCGAUUUUUUAGCCUCCACGUCGUCGUCGUCCAGCCGGCCGCCAUCCCCGCAUCACCGUGCGCUCUUUUCCCUUCCAUCAUCACCACCUUGACGAGGCAUCAUAAUCUUCCUCCUCCUCCUCGUCAGCAGCAGGACGAGCAGCAGCAGCAGCAGCAGCGAUGGAACCGCUAACGCCGCCGCCGCCGCACCUCUUUGCACCUAUGCGGACAUAAAAACAAACAACGAUUAAAAAUUAGGAAAAAAAAAAACACCUAGGCCGAGGCGAGGGAGUGCGCGUGCACGUGGAUGGGAAGUAUGAGCGGCGACGCGACUCACUCCGCCGUGAGCGCGCACAAGGCUUUGCAACAGUGCGAGCUGGUGCAGAACAUGAUCGACAUCAGCAUCUCCAGUUUGGAGGGCCUCAGGACCAAAUGUGCCGCCAGCAACGACUUGACGCAGAAGGAGAUGCGCACGCUCGAGGGUAAGCUGGUGAAGUACUUCAGCCGUCAGCUGUCGUGUAAGCGCAAAGUGGCCUCAGAGGAGCGCGGCGCCGAGUUGGCCGCCUUCCCUCGCCUGGGGCACUGGUUCCGCAUUGUCAACCUAAGGAAGGAGGUCAUGCAGGAUAUGAGCCCCACCGAGGUGACUCUGGAGGGCCUACUGGACAUGAGCGAGCAGCAAGUGUGCGAUCUUCUCCAAAAGUUUGGUGCCAACGGGGAAGAAUGUGCCCGUCUCAACGCCUCGCUAGCCAGCCUCAGGAGGGCACACCAGCUGGAACAACUCGAGGACGACAAGUUGCACAGUAACGAAGGUAGUCAAGCCAAGCAAGAUUGGUCCAUCGAGUGGCCCACCGCUGAGUCGAGCAAAGAAAAAACACCUGCGAGUCAGCCGGAGGCCUGCCAGCGAAGCCGCUCGCAGCCGCCCCAAAGCCCCCAAGUCCUUUCCGAUCACGCGGCACCUCUUGUGUAUGCCGAGCUCUUGACUGUGGACGGCCCUAACCUGGGACUGCCGCCCAGCUAUGACGGCGGGCGCCGCUCACUACCGCCAUCACCGCGCCAGAGACAUAUGGGCCACGUACCCCCUGGAACCCCGCCAGCAUUGGAGACCAUGACGCCGCCGGGCACACCUCCCCUUAGGCGCAGGAACAAAGUCAAGGCGCCGGGUACGCCUCCGCCUCCAGGCCGGAAGCUCAUUCACCUCCUACCAGGCUUCACCUCACUUCACCGCAGCAAAUCGCAUGAGUUCCAGCUAGGAAACCGACUGGACGACGCAAACACGCCAAAAGUCAAGAAGAAGACCAAACCCUUGAACCUUAAGAUCCACAGCAGUGUGGGAAGCUGCGAGAACUUACCCACCUACCUACCCAGCCAGCGUUCACCGUUGCACUCCGAGCGCUCCCUGAGAUCCUUCUUUUUCCCUUCCUUCGUACCCUCCACGCCACCCGUGCAUGCUGAAACGCCCUCUGCAAACACCCUGUCAGUGCCUCGCUGGUCCCCGCAGAUCCCCCGGAGAGAUCUGGGAAACUCCAUCAAACACAGAUUUUCAACCAAGUACUGGAUGUCACAGACAUGCACCGUGUGCGGGAAGGGAAUGCUGUUUGGACUCAAAUGUAAAAACUGCAAGCUGAAGUGCCACAACAAAUGCACCAAAGAAGCUCCACCCUGCCAUCUACUCAUCAUCCAGCGAGGCGGACGAGAAUCACUUAAAGCAAUUUCACCUGUGGACAACACACACUCGCAUGGAACCAACGAUGCCAGCAUGCACAAGAAUUUCUUAGCCAGUGAAAGAGACCACCAAGGAAUGACUCAAGUCGCUCGUCUGGUGCGGACCGAGUCUGUGCCGUGUGACAUCAACAACCCGCUCAGGUACAACGACCUGCACGUCAGUCAGACUCUGCCUAAAACCAACAAAAUCAACAAGGAUCACAUCCCAGUGCCGUACCAGCCAGACUCCAGCAGCAACCCUUCGUCCACCACUUCAUCCACGCCAUCCUCUCCUGCGCCGCCGCUGCCCAGCAGCGCCACGCCGCCAUCACCGCUGCACCCAUCGCCCCAGUCGGCGCGGCAACAGAAGCACUUCAACCUAACAGCGUCCAGUUAUUUCAAAUAUAAACCGCAGUUCAUAUUUCCAGACGUCACUCCGGAGGCUCCUCCCAGCAGGGCACCCCAAGUCAUCCUCCAUCCUGUUCUGUCGGGGCCAGGCAACGAAGGAAACCCUUUGCUUCAAAUUGAAGUGGAGCCAACUUCUGACAACGAGCAGGGUCACGACGAGGAGUCCGGCGAUGAGUUCGAGGAGAUGAACUUGUCGCUGCUGUCCGCCCGCAACUUCCCGCGCAAGGCCAGCCAGACCAGCAUCUUCCUGCAGGAGUGGGACAUCCCCUUUGAGCAGUUGGAGAUCGGAGAGAUGAUCGGCAAAGGCCGCUUCGGCAAAGUUUUUCACGGCCGCUGGCACGGCGAGGUGGCCAUCCGCCUCAUCGACAUCGAACGGGACAACGAGGAUCAGCUCAAGGCCUUCAAGCGUGAGGUGAUGGCCUACCGCAACACGCGCCACGAGAACGUGGUCCUCUUCAUGGGCGCCUGUAUGAGUCCGCCACACCUGGCCAUUAUUACCAGCCUGUGCAAAGGCAGAACACUUUACUCAGUGGUGCGAGACGUCAAGGUCGUCCUGGAUGUCAACAAGACACGACAAAUCGCACAAGAGAUGGUCAAGGGCAUGGGCUACCUCCAUGCAAAAGGCAUCCUCCACAAGGAUAUGAAGUCCAGGAAUGUCUUUUACGACAACGGAAAAGUCGUCAUCACUGAUUUUGGACUAUUCACCAUCUCGGGGGUCCUGCAGGCUGGCUGUCGGAGAGAAGACAAGUUGAGGAUCCCGAGCGGCUGGUUGUGUCACCUUGCUCCAGAAAUCAUCCAGCAGCUCUCUCCGGAGACCGAGGAGGACAAGCUGCCGUUCUCCAAGCAGUCCGACGUCUUUGCAUUUGGCACCAUCUGGUUUGAGUUGCACGCUCGCGAGUGGCCUUACAAGAGUCAGCCCGCGGAGGUCAUCAUGUGGCAGGUGGGCAGCGGCGUCAAACCCAGCUUCGCGCAUGCCGGCAUGGGCAAGGAGAUCCUGGACAUUUUACUGCUGUGUUGGGCGUUUGAGCAGGAUGAGCGGCCGAGCUUCUCCAAGCUAGUGGAGCUUCUUGAAAAACUGCCCAAGCGCAACCGCCGCCUUUCGCAUCCGGGACACUUCUGGAAGUCGGCCGAGUACGUCAAAUGAGUUAAAUGCCGCCCUCCCCUCGCUGGCCAACAACGACACAACAAAACAACCCAUUCCUGUCCUUGAGCAGUUACACUGUUUAAAAAAAAAGUGAGUAGAACUUGAAAUUUGACAUCAGCCUAUUUCGCUUGAAGUUUUGAUGGAACCUUUGCAAAGUCAAGUAAACUCCAAACUUUAAGUAAGCUGAACUUAUCAUGUUAAGUAAGCAAUGUUUAAGCAAACUGAAUUGAUGUAGUUUCACUACAUACCUGUAUACAGUAUAUGGCGGAAAACACAGACAAGACUGAAAAAGCAGUUUCUGCUCUCUCCCACUCCUCUUUAAAAGAAACUGCUGUAUUUUAAGUAGGCCUGAACGAUAUUGGAAAAAACUAUUGCUGCGAUUUUUUGGGGGGUUGCAAUAUAUUGCGAUAUUAUAUUGCGAUAUUAAAAAAAAAAAUAUAUAUAUAUAUAUAUUUUUUUUUAAAUAAUAUAUAUAUAUAUAUAUAUUUUUUUUUUGCAUUGGAAAAAGAUACAUAUUAUACAUAUAUUAGACAUGUUUUUUCAAAAUGUUCCCCCUAAAAUAUGCUUUAAAAAAUGUAUAUGGCCAACUUUAAAAAAUGAUUCACUUGCAUAUUUUAAAUUUUUAAACAAAUUACGUCACAAUGAAAAAUAUGGCGUCUGUAAAAAAGUCACGGAUAUCUACCUCAUAACUUUCGCUAAAUUGUAUUUUUUUGUUACUGUCGCAUUUUCCCUGCUAUGUUAGAUGAUAAAUACCUUAUCCGAAAAAAAAAGAAAAGUUGGGGGGAAAAAAAACGUUUAAAAGGGUAAAUAUAUGAAAAAGAAAAUCUCGACCACUCCUUGAUGUCUGCGAUUUCUGCAUUGCGACCCCUGUUAUAGUACCAUGUUUCACCCAUAAAAUAAAAUGAAAUAAUCCAGCUGCGGCCAGUCACAGCUGUGUCUUGACGCUCAGUGAUACAUGCGACAUGGAGUUUUUGGAUCGAAACAAGAUAAGUACGCGAUAAUAUCUUGUUAAAGUCAUGGUGUCUGUAAUUCUGCUCUCGCAUGCUCUCACCUCCAGCUAGGGUUUUGCUGUUUAAAAAACAUUUUUUUUUUUUUUUAAAUGUCCUCCUGUUAAAAAUGUUUCUUCCCCCAGAAAGUUGAGAUUUUAAGCUUUCCAAUCAUGUACCACGUGCAGAUCAUCGAAUCAUUUUUAAACAAGAAUAAUGUACUGUAGUAGAAAAAUGCUUUGCUUUAUUUAAUGCUUCUGUUUAUCUACCUUGGCUGCAGAAUCACUUCUAGUGUUUAUUUCCAGGACACAACACAACAGGUGUACCAAGCAUACCCAUUCGUCAGAACACCGGCUGUCCCCAACGUUUCCACGCACACACAUUCAUUCCAGCGCACGCUUCCUUCAUGCAACACGUGCUUAACAAGUUAAACGACGACUGAAAGAUGCGGUGUGAUUGAAGUUCGCCUCUGUGGCAAGAUUAAACACAACCAUCGUUAACUUUAAUAAGCAAGUGCGCAGAGGAACAGAGACCUAGGAGAGGAAGGGAGGGGGAGAGGGAGGUUGUGUGAGUGUCACUAAAGCGAUCAGCUCAGGACAGAGAAAGCAUGGAGCAACAUACAUUUGUGGAUUAAAAAAAAUAAAACUAUCGCACGUCCUUGCGAUGGGACUAUUGCACAUGUGCACAUCGCGAUGGCGAUGUUUAAACGAUAUAUCGUUCAGGCCUAAUUUUAAGCCAAAACAACUGUUGUGUUUGAUAGAACAAUAGCUCUAUAUGCUGCAAUAGCAGAUUCAUCGCUCAUUAAGCCCCCGAACUGUAUUCCAUUUGUCCGUCUUACCCUGGAAACCCCCGUUUACAGACGUUACGCAACUGUUUUUGUUUCAACCCAGCCAUAAAAAGAAGGUAAUUAAUGAUAUUUAUUAUUCAAAAUGUAUGUCAUUUUUGGUUUAGAAACAUUAAUUGAUGUCUAAUAUUUUGUUUAAAAAAAAAACAACAACUUAAAAAAAUUAUUCACUCGCAUAUUCUAAACUUUUAAACAAAUUACGUCACAAUGAAAAAAAUGGUGUCUGUAAAAAAGUCACAGAUAUCUACCUCUACCUAAAGUGGCUAGGACUUCUUGCCGGAACUCCCCGACAUGAAGGUCGCCACGGAGCCAGAAAUUUUAUCUUCUUCUUUUUUUUUUUUUUUUUUUAACUACUUCUACUUCUUUUAAACUACUGAAAUGCAGAAAAAAAUGUUUUGGCACAGUUAUUUCUAUAACAUACAAAAACUGAUUUUCAUUCAAAAUUGUAUUUUUUCAAUGAUUAUUUUCAUUUAAAAAAAAAAAAAAGCCCUCCUGUUCAAAAUUUUUCUUCCCCCAGAAAACUGAGAUUUUAAGCUUUACAAGGAUGCAUAUCGGACAAUUUUGAAAGUUGGCCAAAUUGGGGGUCUCAGAGCGGAGCUGAGUGUUUUCCGCCAUAUUUAAUUAAUCCAAGCAGCAUAUGAACCUGGAUCUCCUCGUUGGCUAUGUUUACAUGGAUACGUUCAUUGGGAUUAAAAGCCUGAAAAUGCUUCAUGUACACCCCACAUUUAGAAUAUUUUAACCUGAUCCAUAUAGACGUAGAUUUGUGUUUUUAUUAUUCAAUCCAAAAAAAAAAAAAAAAAACCCAAAAACUUGCUUUAAUCAAAAUAUGUAUUUUCUAUCAAAAACAAGUCCAAAACAAUGUGUUUGAAUGCAAAAACAUAUUUGAGACUAAAACAAAAGCAUCUGAAAACUAUUUUUCUUUGAUUUUUUUUAUUUUUUAUUUUUUUAUUGAAACAACUUUUUUUGAUUGAUGUUUUGAGUUUGGGCCACAUUUUAAAAACAAUCACUUCAAUCAAAAAAAUAAAUCGAAUCGUCGACUAAAACGAGACAAAUUUGUCUGAGAUUUCGUCGACUAAAAUUAGAAGGGUUGCCGAACACAACAAUGUAUAAAGGGAAUGUUGUCCAUGUAAAUGUAGUGCAAUGUGUAGACAAGUAAGCUAAACAUUCUAUCUGACCAUGUUAUUCGGACAAUUUAACAUUGAAAUUAGCACAACUUAAAAUUUCAAAUUCAGACUUCUUUUCAAGUUCUGCUUACUCUAAUUUAAAUUUUGCCACAAAACUUGAUCUUUAAAGCGCAACUCUUUUGUUUUUCUUUUUUUUCCCCAAGUUAACUUGAUGAAUUACGAAUACUGAAGUUACUGAAGCAAACUUUCGUAUUUGAGUUGUGUUUGACUUCAAAUCUCAAAUUGGCAUCAUGAAUGGGAAGGUUUUUUACAAUGUUGUUUGGGUUGGGGGGAUUGGGAUGAAUGUAACUGUUGUACAGUUCAGUGCGUGCCCGGCAUCCAUUUUCUCCACUCGAUCAUUGAAAAGCUUUAAAUGGCCGCUUUUUUGCUUCUCUCUAGUUUUUUUUUUUUUUGUGCCGUACCUAAAGUGAAUGUCAACAACUCCCUACGCCGACUUUGAAAUGUCAUUGCCACACAACUGAUACGAUGAAUGCGUUUUUUUUUUUUAAUUCAUCAUAAUUUUCAGAUAGAAAAUUCCGAAUUUUAAUUAAGUCAACACCUCGGAACAUGGGUUUUGAACUAGUUUCGCCUAACUUGGCACGCCACAUUGAUUGUUGCAUAUAUUCGCUAUGGGAAGGGUGUCAAACUCAUUUUGGUUCGCGGGCCACAUAUAUGCCAAUUAGAUCUCAUGUAGGCCAGACUAGUUUAUUUUGGGCCAAAUAAGUUUGUCGCUAUUCAAUGUGAGUACCGACAGGAUGUAAUUUUUUUUUUUUUUUUAACGACAGUUUAGGUAUGUGAUGUGUUUCGGUGAUUUUUUUUUUUUUUUU